Messenger RNA from Helianthus annuus (common sunflower), 1593 nucleotides. RefSeq lists its product as uncharacterized. NCBI's taxonomy places the organism in Eukaryota, Viridiplantae, Streptophyta, Magnoliopsida, Asterales, Asteraceae. Bases 1 to 1593 code for a protein of 530 amino acids. Gene Ontology annotation, molecular function: nucleic acid binding; RNA-DNA hybrid ribonuclease activity. The record is from RefSeq and is a predicted model, not a curated record. The transcript has 3 exons.
AUGGAACGAACCGAACAACUCACCUUUGUGGUAAUCAACAUUCCCUCCAACUAUGAUGUUAUCGUAGGAAGGCCAUGGCAGAGUGUGUUUGGGAUGGCAGUUUCGGUUGGUCAAGGCACUGUGAAGUUUCCUACUAAAAGGGGGAUAACAACCCUUCAACCUACCCAAGAAGCUUUCUUGGUUGAUGGAGAAAGUUCAAAGAAGAAUGAAGAAGAUGAGCAAGGAUGGAUUAUAAACCUAACAUAUCCUCAACAAAGGGUAAGCGUAAAUACCAACCUCACUGAGGACACUCUCGCAUACCUCAAAAUUUUGCUCUUACACAACAUUGACAUCUUUGCAUGGUGUCCUGAAGACAUUACCGGUAUCCCCCGAGACAUCGCUAAACACGAGCUUCAGAUUCCCCCUGAUGUGAAACCCAUUGUCCAACAAAAGAGAAGCCUGGCUCCAGAUAGAAGCCUUGCAGCCUGUCAGGAGGUUGAAGGGAUUGUUCAAGCCGGAAUCCUCCAAGAAAUCAAAUAUCAUUCUUGGAUAGCCAAUCCGGUAAUGGUUCGCAAACUUGAUGGGACUUGGAGAAUAUGCAUCGACUUCAAAGACCUAAAAAAGCAUGCCCAAAGGAUUGCCACCUUUGCCAUUUAUCAACGACUGGUGGACAAAGUGUUUGCCAGGAAAAUUGGUAAGAACAUGGAGGCCUACGUUGAUGAUUUGGUAAUUAAGAGCAAGACAGAAGGUCAAAUGCUUGAUGACAUACAAGAAACUUUCCGGAACCUAAGAAAGAUUAACAUGACGCUUAAUCCAGUCAAGUGUUCGUUUGGUUUCGAAGAAGGCAAGUUUCUAGGGCACAUUGUGGGAAAGCAAAGCAUUAAAGCCAAUCCCAAGAAGGUCAAAGCCAUCCUUGACACGAAAUCCCCACAAAGCAAAAAAGAAGUGGAAAGAUUAAAUGGAAAGCUUGCAGCCUUGAAGUGUUUCACGUCAAAAGAACUGAUCUCUGACUAUCUUUCGGUUGCUGAGGAAGCCAUAAGUUCGGUUCUGACCACUAAACGAAAUAAGGCUCAGGUACCCGUUUACUUCUUCAGUAAAACAUUAAAAUUAGCAGAGAUCAAGUAUCCUCCUUUGGAAAAACUUGCCCUAGCCCUAAUCAAAACAGCUAGAAGGCUUCGAAGGUAUUUUCAAGCACACCCUAUAAAAGUGGUCAAUGACCAACCAGUCAAGAAUGUGCUUGAAAAACCAAAAAAAUUCGGACGGCUAGCCAAAUGGGCUGUGGAACUAGGUGAACAUAACAUCACCUACGUUCUAAGAAAGGUCGUCAAGGCUCAAAUCAUUUUCGAUUUUAUCUUAGAAGUUCCCAAAGAAGCCACAACUAAAGUUAACACCAUUAACACUGAAUCCUCUGACCCUGAUACCUGGAAGCUUUUUACCGAUGGAGCUUCCAGGAUUGAUGGGUCAGGGGCUGGGCUAGUCUUAAUCAACCAUGAAGGUUUAGAAUUUACAUAUGCUCUCCGGCUUGAAUUUCAGACAACUAAUAACGAAGCUGAAUAUGAAGCAUUGAUUGUUGGGCUCAAACCGGCCAAGGAAAUGGGUGUUCAAAAGCUUUAA